Molecule: messenger RNA, 534 nt
Organism: Haemonchus placei
Lineage: Eukaryota; Metazoa; Nematoda; Chromadorea; Rhabditida; Trichostrongylidae
Source: the annotation of a GenBank genome assembly
UAGGUUAGCCAUGAUGAGUUGUGUGAGUUUGUUGAACGCCUCUUACCAUUGCUUCGACGCGGGACCACGGAUAUUGCAGUGAUGGGGUUUGUACCGCAAUGUGAAAAUGUGAAGUCCGCUAAGUUGGAUGUCAUGAUUGGAUUCGAAACAGGAUUGAGGUUGUUGCGCAACAGUCCCGAGUUCUGUGAAUGUAUCAUUGGUGGUGCACCUAGUGCUUGCUGUAGAUUAUUCAGAGGAUGGUCUACUGAAACAAAGUUAUAUGAGAGUUCCAAAGGCUAUGCAAAAAAAAAUAAUGCGACUUGCUUACAUAUGGAGCUGUUGCGAAUAAUAUUGACAAGUGCCUCGCGCUGUUCCGCAGUCAGAGUCUUCAAAGUUUCGAUGUCGGUCAUGGUCGUAUCCCCUGGUUUAGCCUGUGAAGAUCGGUUGAACACGGGUCUGAAGGACGUGCAGGUAGUCUUUACAUCAGGUCCAUCACCAGCCUCGAAUGCAUGAGCCCGAGCAGCUGUGCUACCGCGAUUAGCAGCCUGUCGUUGA